This is a messenger RNA of Coccinella septempunctata (seven-spotted ladybird), 4476 nucleotides long. It is a transcript of the gene pHCl-1, whose product is annotated as glutamate-gated chloride channel. Gene Ontology annotation, cellular component: synapse; neuron projection; membrane. The record is from RefSeq and is a predicted model, not a curated record. NCBI's taxonomy places the organism in Eukaryota, Metazoa, Arthropoda, Insecta, Coleoptera, Coccinellidae. Gene Ontology annotation, biological process: nervous system process; signal transduction; regulation of membrane potential. Gene Ontology annotation, molecular function: chloride channel activity; transmembrane signaling receptor activity; neurotransmitter receptor activity. Bases 288 to 1778 code for a protein of 496 amino acids. The transcript has 14 exons.
GGCCGCGAGUGCGCAGCGCGCCGCAGUGUUGCUACGAUUUCCGUCGCGUUUCCCAGCUUUCCUCAGUGCUUUUCCGGUCUCACGGUCGGUGCCCGCAGGCUUCGCAACCACCACGAAGAGUUACGUUGGAUUUCGAGCGAUUUAUGUGCUCCUCAGGACGAUGAAGUCGUGACAGGAAGCCGUUGGAGAAGCAACUGUAUCAGGUGAAAAAUGAUAUUACUGGUAUAGGUGAGCUCUCAGCUCACCGCAAUCAGGACUGAAUUGCCCCCUUUGAAAGAUGUCUUAAUAUGGGUCAGCCUUGGAUGCUAAUUCCUGCAGCUGCUAUUUUACUUGUGACAAGACAAACAGAGGCCCUUUCUGAUAUCUUCGAAGAGGGAAAAUCGGACAAAGAAAUACUCGAUAAUUUACUUAAGGCUACACGGUAUGAUAAGAGACUUCUUCCCCCAGUUCAAGGCACUUUAACGGUGAACAUAAGCGUUCUUCUACUCAGCCUAGCUUCUCCAGACGAAUCUAGCUUGAAAUACGAGGUGGAGUUCUUGCUGCAACAGCAGUGGUACGAUCCUCGGCUGAGAUACUCAAAUCAGAGCAGAUACGAGUUCCUAAACGCAAUCCAUCAUCACAACGACAUUUGGCUGCCUGAUACUUAUUUCAUCAUGCAUGGGGACUUCAAGCAUCCCCUCAUUCCCAUGCACUUUGCCUUAAGGAUUUAUCGUAAUGGAAGUGUCAACUAUCUCAUGAGGAGACACUUGAUCUUAUCAUGCCAAGGCAGUUUGAACAUUUUUCCAUUCGAUGAUCCUGUUUGUUCUUUCUCUAUGGAAAGUAUUUCCUAUGAAAUAAACACGAUAGAAUACGUGUGGAAAAACGACGAAGAUGUUCUGAGGAAGUCUACAAGCCUCAAAACGUUGAACGCUUACCUCAUAGCUAACAAGACGAUAGAGUGUCCAGUGAAAUCUAGUUGGAGGGGUAACUACAGCUGCCUUGAAGUCGAUCUUACGUUUACUAGAGAUAGAUCUUUUUACUUUACAACGGUGUUCAUACCAGGGAUAAUAUUAGUUACAUCUUCUUUUAUAACAUUCUGGUUAGAAUGGAAUGCAGUGCCUGCAAGAGUAAUGAUAGGUGUUACUACAAUGCUGAAUUUUUUCACAACAUCGAAUGGAUUCCGAUCCACCCUGCCGGUAGUUUCGAAUCUGACGGCGAUGAAUGUUUGGGAUGGCGUAUGUAUGUGCUUCAUUUAUGCAUCGCUACUAGAGUUUGUGUGUGUUAAUUAUGUGGGAAGGAAGAGACCUCUUCAUAACGUGGUCUAUAUACCAGGCGAGAAUCCAGUCACCCAGCGUCUGCCCGCUGUUCUAAGCAGGAUAGGCAUUAUUCUCGCCAGCCCCUUGGAAGUGAUAGAACAAGAGUAUUUUUCUUCGUUUUGUGAGUCACCACUACGAAGGCCAAGUUUGAACACGAUCAUGGUGUGUACCUUCCAAAAACACUAUUGUCCUCCAAUUUUUCUGUGUAUAUAUAACGGCGAUCGGAAGAGGAGCUCUAGAAUACCGAAUGAGAUGGUUGCCUGUACGAACUGCGGACCAAGUCCUUGUACUCACACCGCUAGUAAUAGUUGUCCCUCGGAGUCUUGCUUAUUGCAGGUGCGAAAGAAAGAACCCCCACAUCCGAUUCGUGUGGCGAAAACCAUAGAUGUCAUCGCCCGGGUCACUUUUCCCACUGCCUACGCCGUUUUCCUGGUAUUUUUUUUCUACCACUACAAGAGCUACAGCAGGCAGCAGGACGACUGAGGGAGCGACAAGAAGAAGAAGAGAUGCCAGAAAUGAAGUUGGCGGUCCACAAGGUUCAUAACGAAACGUACAAACUCGUACAAUUUAUAGCAAUCAAUUGUUGAGCGACAAAUCAACUUACGGGUUGUCUUCAGUAAUUUCCACGAGAAGGUGCUAAUUUUUGGGGGAUCUCCCGAACUCUGUGGUUCGAUCCGAAUACAUGGAAAGUUUGAUUUUAGGAUUCCUUAAGUUUACUCGAUCGGCAAUCUCCAAAUAUUCUCUUCGCGAAGAACGAUUCGAGAGAUAUUUCAGUGCUGUGUAAAUUUCGAAUGUUUCCUUAUAAGGGCGAUGUAUUUUUCGGUGUACUUCUCAUUUGUAUAUCACAGAGUUUCUUGACUCAUUUUCACAGUUCACAGAGAAUCUCCGUAAUCUGUACUCUGUAGUUAUGUCACACGGAAUUGCGAACGCACACAUGUUUUCCCGCCACAGAUUAUUGUACACUGUGCAUAUACUUAUUUACAUUGAACUCUAUAGUUCUCAUAGAGUUCAAUGCUUAUUUAUAAGUCUAUGACACUGUUGGUUGAAUAAUUUAUGUGAAUUCCUGACAUUGAUUGAACUGUGUGAAAUAUAUUUUACUUCGGGCUAAGCUAUGGUAGCGGUAAUAUAAGAAAUUUGAGGUUUACAUCUUCAGUAACUUAGUUCUUGCAAUGUUAUUGAUAAAAAUUCUGACAGUAACAGUUUUUAAGUGGAAUUUUUACAACAAUCGAACACUACAUCGCCUCCGCCUAAAUUUCUCGUGAAAUAUUGUGUAAGAAUACCUCCAGCCAAGGUUUUUUCAUUCCAUUCUUAUAACGUAGAAUAAACUUAACUCACUGCUCAAAGCGUUCUGCUAGUUGUGUAAUAUUUGUGAGCAAUUCGCUAUUUUAAUCUCUGUUGUUGUUUCGAUAUCAUUAUACAUGUAAUGAAAUUUUCGUUUAAUCAUUCAGAGUUCGUCAAACGUGUAACUGAUGAGAUUUUUGUAAAUAUUCGAUUUGUAAGGGUCGAAAGCUUUCUCCCUAGACUUUUAUAUUGUUUGAUAGUAUUAAGCAAUUCAAGAGAUACUUAUUCGAGAGAUUAUCUUCAAGAAGAAGUUAUUAGAUUUCGAGAAUUGGAAAAAAUGGAAAAUUGAGGGAUCUUGAUUGACAAUUUUGAGAAUUACCAACAUCAUAUUUCGGCUUAAGGCAUUGUCGGAAACUUCUUCUAGGUAACUAAUUCGAUCAAAAUAAAGAUCACUCUUUUCUCGUGAUAGGAAAAUACGGAGAAAUCUAAUAUAGUUUUUCCUGAAGAACACCCAGAGUGCUUUAUUAUUAUCCAUAUUCUAAAUGAAUGUUAUGAUUGUGAUACCAUACGAGACAGGUCCAGGAAAACGGAAAGGAGCUUCUAGCUGAAGCGUAUAGUAUUUGUAGGAUUUAUAUUCACGCACACGAACAAGUAAUUUAGACCAAUGCUUCACCCUUUUACUCAUUACCAUAACCUUACUUUGAAUACCAUUUGAAUGCGAAAUAUUUUGUUACAAAGAUUGAAUAUUUACUAAUUUAUCAGCUACCCGUACUUUCAAGACCACACAUUUUGACAUCACAAUGGAACAUUUCCUAUGAUUUUUCUCAAACCCCAACAUUAAUAAUGUUUUUAGUGGGGUCCACCCAAAAACUAUUUCAAAUUGAAUAGUUCACGCACACUAGAAUGGCUGAACAUCUGUAUCAACCACAGAUUAUAGAGUUAGGUUAUGUUAGGUUAACCUAACACUUUAAUCUAAAAUAUUCAACCCUAGUGACGUUGUUACAUAAUCACCAUCUCUAUCAUAUAAAAUUUUCAGCCUCCUAAAUAAAUGAUAAUGAAACAAAUGAGGCAUAAACUGCCAAGUGUGCACUUUUUUCCAAAAAUAUGUCAUUAUUUUACAGGAGUACUAAACUCAUUCUUUCUCCUCCUCCUGAGGAUAUUUCUCAUUCAAAUGGUCUCCCAUCUUUAAGUAGCUUAAAAAUUUUUCAUAGGAUCCUAGAUGAUAUUUGGUCAAUAAUCUUAUAUGAUAAUUCACAUUGUAUAUGAGCAAUAUUUAUCAUUAUUCGCUGUCCGAAUUUUGGGUCCAUAAUGUUUGUGAUUAUUGUUAAAUCCUGAUAACUUUUUUCUGUACAUUGUAUUCAGCGCAUGCUUUUAUGCAGACUGAGCUUCAUCUGAGACUAUGUAUAAAUAUAAAUAUUUAGUAAUAAUUUGAAAAUGUUGAUAUUAUAUUGAUAGAUGAUACGGCACCUUUACUUAUCUAAAUUCUUCAUAUAUGUAUAUAAAGUCCUUAAAUUGUUGUUUUUCAAACAUCUUUCUAUGGUUUAAAUGUGUUUAUUAUUCCAAAGAAUCUUCCUCAGAGUAAACGUGGAAAGUGUAAAUUUUCUCAGAAAUUAUUCAACAAAAAUUUUACUUCCUAAGGGCUGCCAAAGAGAAAGACAAAUUUAAUUCCUCAGGUAAAUUUCCAAUGAAAAUUUGUAACGUUUCGAAAUAAUUGGGAUGUUUGCCAUUCAACAAAUAAUUGGACAGUUUCUCAUAUAGUAAUGCACUUUUACGAUAGGUGAUAAAUUUUCAAUUUGAUAAACUUAAUAUUACCAAAGAUAUGUUUGUUAUUAUGAUAUCCAGUCACAUCCUGAGGUUAUAAGUACUAUUGUUUGCAUCUUUUCAUCAUGAAUCGGUCUUG